Molecule: messenger RNA, 1947 nt
Organism: Manihot esculenta (cassava)
Lineage: Eukaryota; Viridiplantae; Streptophyta; Magnoliopsida; Malpighiales; Euphorbiaceae
Product: polyol transporter 5
Exons: 3
Coding region: 145-1755 (536 amino acids)
Biological process (GO): transmembrane transport
Cellular component (GO): membrane
Molecular function (GO): carbohydrate:proton symporter activity
Source: RefSeq, a predicted model, not a curated record
GCAACUCCAGUUUCCCAUGGAGAGCUACCAUAUUUUCAAACUUCUGCUCUUCAUGGCUGCUUGAGCUUAUCCACAACAACCUUACACAAAACCUAAUCACCAUUUUAAAAUUCUCUCUCUCUCUCUUUUCUGAGGUGAAGAGAGAUGGCUGAUACAAACACAGAGAGAGAUGUCAAUCCAAGAAGCCAACCUGCAGAGAAAACACUUGCAGAUUUUGAUCCACCAGAGAAGCCCAAGAGAAACAAGUUUGCUCUUGCUUGUGCAAUCUUGGCUUCCAUGACCUCUACCUUACUUGGCUAUGACAUUGGAGUGAUGAGUGGAGCUUCUAUCUACAUCAAGGAUGAACUGAAAAUCUCAGAUGUUCAAGUAGAACUCCUGGCAGGCUUGAUUAAUAUAUACUCACUUGUGGGUUCAGCCGCAGCUGGCAGGACCUCCGACUGGAUAGGCCGCCGGUACACCAUCGUGGUUGCUGGAGCUAUUUUCUUCGUCGGAGCUCUCCUAAUGGGAUUCGCCACCAACUUUUCCUUCCUCAUGGUUGGCCGGUUCGUAGCAGGAGUUGGAGUGGGAUAUGCACUCAUGAUUGCUCCGGUGUACACUGCAGAGGUCUCUCCGGCGUCGUCUCGUGGGUUCCUCACCUCAUUCCCAGAAGUUUUUAUCAACACGGGCGUUUUGCUUGGCUACGUCUCAAAUUUUGCAUUCUCCAAGCUCCCAAAAAACUUGGGGUGGAGAUUCAUGCUUGGAAUCGGCGCAAUCCCUUCAGUUCUCCUUGCUUUAAUGGUCCUACUCAUGCCCGAGUCACCGCGUUGGCUCGUUCUCCAGGGUCGACUAGGAGACGCCAAGCGAGUUCUGGACAAGACCUCUGAUUCUAAAAAAGAAGCUCAAGAAAGACUAGCAGAUAUAAAAUCGGCAGCAGGAAUUCCACUAGACUGCAACGACGACAUCGUUCAAGUAGAAAAGAAAUCCCACGGCGAAGGUGUAUGGCGAGAAUUACUCCUUCAUCCUACACCGUCCGUUCGUCAUAUCUUCGUUUGCGUAAUCGGCAUCCAUUUCUUCCAGCAAGCAUCUGGUAUAGACGCUGUUGUAUUAUACAGCCCAAGAAUUUUUGAAAAAGCUGGAAUAACAUCAGACAACGACAAAUUACUCGCUACGGUAGCCGUAGGAUUCGCGAAGACAAUCUUCAUCUUAGUGGCGACAUUUUUGCUUGACAGGAUCGGACGGAGACCAUUACUUCUAAGUAGCGUAGGAGGGAUGAUAUUUUCAUUAGCAGCCCUUGGAUUUACAUUGACUCUAAUAGAUCAUACGAAGGAGAAGCUAACGUGGGCCGUAGCACUAAGCAUAGCAAUGGUACUGUGCUUUGUGGGGUCCUUCUCAAUAGGAAUGGGACCCAUAGCGUGGGUAUACAGCACUGAGAUACUACCGUUGAGGCUACGCGCGCAGGGAGCGAGUAUGGGAGUGGCAAUGAAUAGGCUAAUGAGUGGGCUGAUAUCUACGACAUUUAUAUCGUUGUACAAAGCAAUCACAAUAGGUGGGGCCUUCUUCUUGUUUGCGGCAAUUGCGUCGGUGGCUUGGAUCUUCUUCUUCACAUGUUUGCCGGAGACUCAGGGGAGGACGUUGGAGGAGAUGGAGGGGCUUUUUGGUAAUUUCAUAAAGUGGAGGUCUGUUUUGAAGGAGAAGAAAUUGAAGCAGCAGCAGCAGCAGCAGCAGCAGGAGGUGGAGGAAGGGAAUGAUGGGAAGAGUAGGGCAGAUGAAAAUUGAAGGGUAGGGGUCUUUAGGGAAAUACAAGUUGUAGAAAGUGAAGACUUCUCCAAUUAUUAGGGAGAAAGAUGUUGUGUGGUGCUAAAUAAUUGUACUUUUUAGCAUGGAAACAAGUAGCAUUUUGAGGUUUGUGGAUAAAGAUUUUCUGCUUUUAUUUGGUAAUAAUAAUACUUAUUAUUAUUAUAGAUGUCA